AUGCUCGACGACGCCCACACGCACCUCGAGACGCUCCUCGUGCGCACGAGCAUCCUCGAUGCGCCGAUCGGACACCGACGCCUGAGCGUCCACGAGAUCGACGACAGCAUUCGCGUCUCGAUGCAGAGCGUCGCGGACAUUCCGAAGGACUUCGUCGCGUGCAGCGAUGCGAUCUGGUCGCGCUGGCAUGGCCAGCUCACCGCGUCCUUGCCGCACGUCCGCAUGGAGCUGAUCGAAGACUUUGGUGCGAGUGGCGUCUACGUGCAGCUGUCGUCGAGCUUGGACACGACGAGUCAUGUACCCUGCGUGUACAUCAUGUAUGCGAUCAAACGCUUCAUCUUCCAAGACCGGAUCGUCUUUGUCCUCAAGACAGUGCUCGAAGACGAGAUGCACCCACCGCCGCCCGGACAACUCGUUGGCAACCACAACGCGUGUAUCCUUGUGCAGGCGGCAGGCGCCAACCGCACGAUCCGACGCAUGGUCGUCGAAGGGAGAUUGCCGGCGGAAGCGCCGCAGCAGAACCCGCUCUUCCACUCACCCGGUCGCAUCAGCGACGCGGUACUCAAGCUGCUUCGGUCUGUGUUUGACGAACUGGAAGCCACACUGAGUUAGCAAUCUCGGCGUAUGCACAUUUAUAGAGGACGUUUACGGACGCAUGGAGGGGCCGCGACAAAGUUCAGAUUUUGC
Saprolegnia parasitica CBS 223.65 is the source of this 687-nucleotide messenger RNA. RefSeq lists its product as hypothetical. Lineage: Eukaryota; Oomycota; Saprolegniomycetes; Saprolegniales; Saprolegniaceae. The record is from RefSeq and is a predicted model, not a curated record. The transcript has 3 exons. The coding region runs from base 1 to 612 and encodes 203 amino acids.